Molecule: messenger RNA, 756 nt
Organism: Lactuca saligna
Lineage: Eukaryota; Viridiplantae; Streptophyta; Magnoliopsida; Asterales; Asteraceae
Source: the annotation of a GenBank genome assembly
AUGGUGACAGCAUUGAAGCUAAGAGGUUCUUCACCAAAUUCAUCCAAAAUGAGGUGGAAGCAAGCAUUGAGUAUAAUUGUAGGCAUGAAGGUCCAGACAAUUAUGGGUUGGAACGUUCCCACAUGGGCAUCUUCACUGAGUUGGGUAUCCUUUACGCCAGAUACCGCUACGAGAUUAUUAGGGCUGGAACGUUCCCACAUGGAAAGCAACAAUGUAUCUGCUGUAAAUGAGGCAUUGAAUGAAAUAUAUGUGGAGGAGGAAGACUAUGAUAUGUUACGUGAGUCUAUUGAUUUGCAUGACAACUUUGACCAGAUUGGCCUUGCGCAGAAGAUUGAGAAACACGAGCUUCUUGAGAUGAGGCAUGUGGCUGCAUAUAUUUACAAGAAGGCUGGUACAAACCUAUUCACUGUGGUGGGUUGUAUGUUGAAUAUGAGGGUAUUUGUGAGGGCCAAUUGGAUGGAGGUUGCAUUUUCCGGUGACACUACUCGCCUGAGUUACAGGUUGACAUGGGAGUUCUUGCCAUGUUUACUACCAGUGUUUACCUCCAUAAUUGUAUCAUCAAUCCUGAUAUGGAAUUAUGAAGGUUCAGACAACUCAGAAAGAGCUACUUCUCUUUAUGAUGGUGAAUCAUGGAUGCCAUGUCUGAAAGGACUAAGCCCUUUUUGGUUAAUGGGUUCCAGAAUGAUUUCAUUUUGCUUGAUUUUAGCUGCUUCCAUUGCUGAUGUUGCUACUCAUGGCACCAACUUAUUUUACUAA